Molecule: messenger RNA, 1178 nt
Organism: Bemisia tabaci
Lineage: Eukaryota; Metazoa; Arthropoda; Insecta; Hemiptera; Aleyrodidae
Product: transmembrane protein 192
Cellular component (GO): lysosomal membrane; late endosome
Source: RefSeq, a predicted model, not a curated record
UUUGGUUAUGCCAUUAUGCAUUAUUAUAUGCUGUGCUGAUGCUACCCUUUUGUUCGCUGUGUAAUUUAUAACAUUAUAGAAAGUCUGCUCAAAGUAGCAAUGUUUUUUUAAAUGAUUCAAUAGUUCAUACUUACAAAGAAUGAAAAUUUUGCCAGUCAGUAGUUCUAUUUUGUUCCCCAAGAUCCAUCCUUUCAAAUCUUAUUUCUUUACUUCGUGUGCAGGUAUGGAAGGAAUUUUCCCUUCAUUCAGAUUUUUAAAAUGGACCUGGACUCCGCAAAUUUAAUUGAGCCAUCCCUUGACUUUGGCACUUGUCAACCCUUUGAGCCCCUCAACACAGCAUGGAUUACUACUCUUCAUAUAUUUUUCACUAUUGCCAUGGAAGUAGUCAGUAUUUUUCUUGGAUUUGAAGUUUACAAUAAAACUUUAUCAUGUGAUCCUGUCCUCUUUAUUCUCCUCUUCAUUCACUCAGCUUACUGGCUUGUUUCAUGGAUGACCAACUUUUUUUUCAAACGCAUUCAUCUCAGAACCAAGCGAGAUGGCUACUUUGAAUUUUUUCAAGUAGCUGACAAAUAUGCCUCCAAGCCACAUAAAAUCAUCUCACUUUGGAAUCCUGUGUACAUGGUUUUCAUUGGUAUUUAUGGUGUGGAGGGUAUCUCUCCCAGACCGUAUUGUGACAAGUACUUCCCAUUGUCUCUUUUCAAUUUUGUCUUCAUUUUAUUGACAUUGGAAUGUGUACUGGUUAUUUACUACCUCUCAAUAUACUCACUAAAAGUUAAAGAUUUCAACAGACGGAGACCUCCCAGGGACAUUGAAUACAAUUGUAGUUGGAGAUUAAAUGAACAUUUCCCAACUUCAGAACUUGGUCUUAGAGAAAGGUGGGAAUUGGUGGAAAAUCUUCUGGAAAAACAAGCAGAUGUCAUUAUGCAUUUUCUACAUUCUAACAAGAAACUAAACCAAAGGAUACUCGAGCUGACAAAUCAAAAAGAAACAAAUACAGCCUAGUCUAACCCCCUCUCUCAUUUAUUUUAAUGGUUGACUGGACCUUUUAUUCUAAAAUCUUGAUAUACUUUUUCCUUCAUGAUUGAAGAUGUUAACUGCUCUUUAAAGCAGUACUGUUAAAUACCCUGUAAAUAUAUGUGUACAUAAAUAGAUUUAACAACUGUUAUUUUAUCAGCAUU